Podospora pseudocomata is the source of this 2032-nucleotide messenger RNA. RefSeq lists its product as uncharacterized. The record is from RefSeq and is a predicted model, not a curated record. The coding region runs from base 1 to 1827 and encodes 608 amino acids. Lineage: Eukaryota; Fungi; Ascomycota; Sordariomycetes; Sordariales; Podosporaceae. The transcript is spliced from 5 exons.
AUGUCCAACGAAGCCCUCUAUCACGAGUCGUUGGACAAGUUGAACCUCUCCUGCCGCACAGGUUUAAGCUUCAACUUCAAAGAACAAACCGAACAGGAAGCGCAAUUGGUGGUUGAUCUCGGCGGAAGUGUCACACAUAUCCCGUCCCCACAACCAUCCCCGACAUAUAAGCCGGCAGGUUUACCAUCCAGGGCUGCCCUAACUUACACACCUGCCAACGCCAAAACAUAUCCUUCUGCGGAGUGGGAACUCACCAACGACAAACCCCAAGCGGAAGGAGAUGGAUUCAUGCUGUGGAAGGAAUACGCGCCAGUGAUUCUGACGCGCCGUUCUUCCUCACUUCAGUCAGAGAGAGAGCAGGUCCUCGAUGCAGUAUCUAGUCUCGGCUUGAAGGGUCCUGUCAAAGGCCUUGGGAAGCUGUCAAGGCCGGUUCUGAACAAGUACUACCGCACAGAGCAAGCACUGGCAGAGUUCCUGAUUAAGCAAGAUCGCGUCCUACUCCGUCCGCUGCCUUCGCCAGAGACUGGGCAAAGAGAGCUGGAACGCCUAGAAACCGAGCUAUUCGACACAUCAAAAUACAUGGGUAGCACAAAUUACAUGACCGUACUCACCUGGUCUGACGACAACCCAUGGGGAACCAUCACACUAUUCCAAGUCGAGACCCCACUGAUGGGCUCUGUCAGCCAAGGGGGGUAUCUGGAAUCUCAACGCCGAAAACCGCCAAACCUCCAUGUCCAUGUUCGGGAACCGUUUGUAACAAAGAUAAAACCAGUGGCAGCGAUGGAACACAUACCCCAGCAGGUCCUCGUAAACAUGCGCAUGGAUACUGCGAUACGGAAGUUGGUUUUGGUUCACGAGCAAAACAGCCAGCGAUUUCGCUGGAUGGCCAAGGGCGAAAUGGGCCACCCCUCCUAUGCAACCCUAUACCGGCCUGACAUGCCGGUGCCUAUUGCCGUACAAAGGAGUCUGUACGAGCACUUGGAUGCUGAUGAAGCAGCUAUUCUUGGCCACCACUCACACCGCCGACCGUCCUGCCUCAGUCCACAAGCUGGCUACCAAGAUAGGCAAGAGGUCACAGCGGAUGGCAUCGUAGCCACAAUCCCACAGUUUCUCGCUCUUUUACACUCGACUCAGUCAAUUGUAGAAGUUGCUUCCUCUCCCAAGCCAUCCGACGAGGAGAGGGUGGAGACGACAUCAGAAACGCUCAAAGAUAUCUUCCACCAAUUUCUCCAUAACGACACAAUAUUCACUCCUUUCAAGUACAUCCGCCCCGUCCCUGUUGAAACGCCACUUCACAUCACCGACAAGAACGACAUUCGAUGCGACACCGUGGGGUUCAAGCCUACAUUUUGGAUCCAUCAUCCCGGGGCAUACGCUGCUUACCUCUCUGCCGUCCCUCCUGGAAAAACCAUCUCCAAUUACGCGGGUGACGGUGACUGGUUCAAGAUUUGGGAGUUUGGAACAUACCCCAACCUCACAGCAGAGUCGACAUAUCAACAAACUUGGCGAUUGCUUGCAGACCCACUGACAUUCCAAAUCCCAACGGCCACCCCACCGGGGAAGUAUUUGCUACGAUUUGAGCAUGUGGCACUGCAUCUGGCCAACCAGAGAGGUGGAGCCGAGUUCUACCCUUCUUGUGCCCACGUUGAAGUGAUGAACGCUGGGUGGAAGAGCACCGGUCUUAGCCCAGGACCGACAGCACGGUUCCCCGAGGCACACGAGGCAGAAGAACACGGCAAGUUGAUGUUCAAUAUAUGGGACUUUGAUGACGUUCAACAGCUCAACAGCAGGAAGAUGCCUGGCCCGCAAGUGUGGGAUGGCCGCUGAAUGUACAGAAAUGGCAUCUUGGCAGUUUGGGGGCGGGUUGGGCAGCGUUCUCGCAUUUUCUCCCAAGGAGCCAAGUCAGCAAGCGAGUAUGCAGCCAAGAGAUUUGACGCGGUGUGACGAAGCCCUAUCCAGAACCUCUGAAAGGGAUACUAGUAGAAGGCACUUCUGAACACUCCUGGUUUGGUACAGCUAAACAGUGUACAAC